UGUCUCCUACACAACUACAAAUGCUUUGAUUGCCACGCAGAGCUGUACUAUUCUCACCUUCUUGUACUCCAGCUGGGGGCCAAUCGUCCGAACAUCGUACUGCUCGACCCAUCAUCAAACGUCUGGCCAAAAUGAACGCCACUAAAGUCGUGCUUGACUGGAUCGUCGCGCACCCUUACCAGACAGCUUUUCAAGUUGUGAACGGCGUCAUUAUCUGCACACCCGCUGCAGCAACCGUGCCAGUUCUUGCUGCUCUUGGAUUCGGUGCCGGUGGCCCAAUCGCAGGCUCCGCAGCAGCUGCCGUCAUGUCUUGGUUUGGUACCGUGCCUGCAGGCGGCUUGUACGCAAUCUUUCAGAGCGCAGCCAUGGGCGGCUACGGAGCGAGUGCUGCAGCCGGGCUUGCGCAGGCUGGAGCAGUCUUGUCUUCUGUUGGAGGAUGGUUCUUCAGCAGAAAUCAGACCGCCAACUGAAUGACCGACUACAACGGCCGUACCGGACAGUUCCGACUCAUGACCUGGCGAAGGGAACGUGAGAGGGUGUCAUGAUGAAAGUGGAGGCGCUCAAUAAGUAGAAGGUUGCGAACCAGCCAAUGAAAAUCACGCCUCGGCUACCGGUAUGCCGCCUCCUUGAUGAACGCGUCGUCGCGUC
This is a messenger RNA of Didymella exigua CBS 183.55, 648 nucleotides long. RefSeq lists its product as uncharacterized. Lineage: Eukaryota; Fungi; Ascomycota; Dothideomycetes; Pleosporales; Didymellaceae. The record is from RefSeq and is a predicted model, not a curated record. Gene Ontology annotation, cellular component: membrane. The transcript is spliced from 2 exons. Bases 132 to 470 code for a protein of 112 amino acids.